Messenger RNA from Ilex paraguariensis (yerba mate), 930 nucleotides. Lineage: Eukaryota; Viridiplantae; Streptophyta; Magnoliopsida; Aquifoliales; Aquifoliaceae. The record is from the annotation of a GenBank genome assembly.
AUGUCUAAACCUGUGGGUCUUGGUACAUCCUCAUCUUUCUCAAAUCUGAGUAAUCCCUCAAUGUCAUCAACAACGAUGAAACUGAUGUGUCUGAACAAGGUGGGUUUCAAUGGAGAGAGAAAUGGGGACGGAGAGAAGAAACUGAUGGUGGCGGUAAAGGCAUCGGCGGCUGUUUCCAAGAGGGUGUUGGUGGUUACCAAACGAAAGCCAUGGAAGUUACUUGUUCAGAUGUUCAUUGAAAAGGUUAUAAUUGACUGCCGAUUCUUUACAAUGUUGGCAGUUGCAGGAUCCUUGCUUGGUUCAGUUUUGGGCUUUGUAGAGGGUUCUUUUAUGUUUGUAGAUUCAUAUUUGCAGUAUUUCCAUGCACUUUCAGAAAGAUCAGAUCAAUCACAUGUGAUACAGCUACUAAUUGAAUCCAUAGGAACUGCAAUGCUUGUUUUUGGGAUGGCAUUGCAUGUCAUGUUUGUGGGAUCGAAAGGAAAAGGGUCUCAGCUUCCAGGUCAAACUUGUUGGGCUUUUCUAUCUCAAGGUGAAGCUACACUGCCAUCAUGGGUAGGAACCCAGUCAGUUAAGCAAGCCAAGUCAAACAUUGGGCAAGCUAUGAUGAUGAUACUUCAAGUAGGGAUGUUGGAGAAAUUCAAGAGUAUACCUUUGGUUACUGGGUUGGAUCUUGCUUGUUUUGCUGGAGCUGCCUUUAUUUCCUCAGCUUGUAUCUUUCUUCUCUCCAGACUUUCUACUGGUGAUACUACCAGCAGACAGGUAGCUAAGGGAUAUCAAAGUUCUCUGCUGCAUAUGUUACUAACACACAAGAGAAGCAAAACCUUGUCAGAUCAAUAUUUUUUAAUAGCUUGGAUGUGGACUACACUGCCCAAAAGGCCAAAGCAAAGAGAUCACACUUGUAACAACAGAGCAAUAACAAACAAGGCAUAG